UAGGACUCAUAACUAUUCACAGACUUUUUGUACAUUUUCCGUUUAUUUGUUUUUACGUUUUGCUUUAUUCAGUGUGAGAACCUUGUCAGCAAGCUAGCUUGUUUUGAAAAAAAUACCAAACAUUUGCUUAAAGUUUACGUCGCUUAGUAAGUGACGUUACUGUGUGACGCGAAGCAGUUAAGCGCCAAAGCCAAAAUGCCAUCGAAACGUUUUUGAAUAAGGAAUAAUUUACGAUGCAAAAGAAGCUCAAACAGAUCCGGAAAUUUAAAGAUGCCACCACACUCCGAAACAAAGAAAAACUGCAUACAGGAGAGGUUUUAAUAGUGUUUUCUGAGUCGAGCUGCUCUGGGGAUGAAGCUUUAUCUGAAGAUGAACCAGCGUCAUUGGUGGCGCAGAAGACAAAUGUUGCCUCUGGUGGCAACUCUAUUCGGCGAAAUAAACCACCUCCGGAGCUGAGGGAGACUUCGACCACCAAAGACAUUAAAAUAGCUCCAGUUUUCUUGCAUACUGCACGGCACAGGAAGACUAAACGGAGGAGCAACGGAAAGCUGGAUGAGCCAAAAGAGAGGUUGCAGAAAUCAGAGUUCCCUCCUCAGAGUGAGGACGUGCAGCAGGUAGAAAAUCACCAUCAUCAUGUUUCAGCAGUAUCCCCCCUGACACGGAGAGAGAAGUCCUGUAGAGGACAUCCAUCAGCCUCUGAUCUACACAUCUGCCUGGAAGAAAUCCAAACAUGUAACCCUGCAUUUCCAGUCCGAUCAGUGUUCACCACUUUGCAGAGGAAAGCAAGUGACCGACAGUCUUCUUCAUGCAAAGCAGAAAACUGUCCCAACAUCAGCUCAUUUCACUUAAAGGAAAAGAGAAAACAUAGGAAUGAGAGUUCAGAGAGGGUGCUCAAGCGUCUCAAGUCUGAGGGUACACGUGGUCACUGUCACAUACCAGCACAAGAUGUCCAGGAAAGUCCUGUCCUGAUGGCGAAGAAGCAGCCCAGAGGUAAUAGGCUAAGUCGCACCCACAGACUGAGGCAGCAGACUGGGAGCCCAUCAGGCCUGGUAACCCAUCAUGACUCAAACCUUGGACUGAUAAAUCACACAGAAUCUAACAGGCAGUCACUAAAAAUCCCAGAUAUUCCCCAAGAAGAUUUAAGUUGUGAAGAUGUCCUCUGGACAGACAAAUACAGUCCUCAGCAUUCAACUGAAGUCAUUGGUAACUCUGUGUCUGUGCAUAAGCUGCAAAAUUGGUUAAAGAAAUGGAAACUACGGGCUGACAAUGAGGAGAGAAGAAAGGUGGAGGAAAGGAAAGAGGCAAACAGACAUGGCUCAUGGGACUGUGGAGACUUCCUGGGGGAGGCAGAGACAGAUGAUGAGCCACUGUGUAACACCAUGCUGAUCACAGGACCUCCAGGUGUGGGCAAGACAGCCUCUGUGUAUGCCUGUGCUCAGGAGCUCGGCUUCAAGGUAUUUGAGGUCAACUGCUCCUCGCAGCGAAGUGGGCAUCAUGUCCUCUCCCAGUUGAAGGAGGCUACACAGUCCCACCUAGUGGAGACAUCAGAGAAGGACCCACUGAAACCAGCUUACUUCAACAACUACAACUGCACUCCCAAAGCUGACACUUUACCUGGAAAAACAGUGACUCCAAAAAAUGCCACGUCCUCCUCAAAAAAGAGAGCAGCACAAAGUUUGGGCUGCCCUCUUCGGAAAGGGAGAACUAAUCCAGCUGCGUUCACUUUAGCCAACUACUUUAAGACGAAGAAUAAAGUGGAUCUUUUACACUCUGGAGGCCCAUCUCCAACUGAAAAACCAGACGAAAAGAAAUCAGACAACCAAACAACGGGCUGCGAUCAAAGUGCACCACAGUACAAAAAAACAGCCACUUCACUCAUUCUAUUUGAAGAGGUCGAUGUCAUAUUUGAUGAUGAUUUUGGCUUCCUUGCAGCCAUCAAGACUUUUAUGACAACUACUAAAAGGCCUGUCAUUUUAACCACAAAUGAUCCUUUAUUUAGAGAGAGAUUCAAAUGCAGCAUGGAGGAAAUCACAUUCAAAGCUCCAUCAGAGGUGAAUGUGUGUACCUACCUGCAGCUGGUGGCUUUAUCUGAGAAUACGCAACUGCAGUUUGAUGAUGUUAGCAGCCUCCUUAGGCUGUCCAGAGGUGACGUCAGACGGUGCCUGCUGCAGCUGCAGCUGUGGGUGCAGAGCAGCCGAGGACAGGUAUCUAAGUCUGGAGGCCUCCCUAAGGAGUCAAUCAACGUGUAUUACCCGAGGGCUGCUGAAAGAGGGAACUACACAGACACAAAACUUCUACAAUUUGACACUGGCUGCACUGCAAGCAUGUUAGGACUCCACUCUGCAACCCUCAACAAACUGCAAAACCUGUUGUGGUUCUGUUCUGAAGCAGACAUGAAUGAGCUCCUGAGGCUGCUAGCUGAGAGCUGGAUAAGAGCUGUGCCUCUUCUCUACUCCAACUUGGAGCUCCUUCUGCCAUUUAGAGACAUGGGUACUUCAGGGCAUUCCCCCAACAGCAAGACUUGUUCUGGGCAGCAGAGUGAGCUCCCACCCUCUGACAUUUACCCUCACAUCCAGCAGCCCUAUGAAGUGUCAGCUACAGUCAGCAAAUCAUGCAGGACCAUUUCCAGGCUGAGCAGAAGAAAAUACACAACACCAGUGCUUGACACCAAAACAAAUGCUAGUUUAAGUAAAACUCCUCCAGAAACAUGGGCGUCACCAAAAAGUCCUCAUCAAACAGCCCAACAAUCAAGCGACACUACAGAAAAGAAUGCAGCUAAAUCAGUGACAGACUAUAUGGAAGCCUUGACCAACUUUUUUGACCUCAUGUCGUACAUUGAUGCAGCAUUUCCUGCUGACAUCCCUGCUGUGUCAGGCUCAUGCACACCCGAGGCGUUUGUCUGGACAGGAGCAGAGACAAAGGAUGGUAUGUUAGAUGAGAUGAGGGAGGAGGAAGAAGAGGAGGAGGGCUGCAGGAGAUGGAGCAAGGAGAGGCACAUGGACAUUCAGGCUGCUGUCGAGGUCCUGGGUUGUCAUAAGUGGCGGAUGCUUGAAACAAGGAGCAAAGCCCAAAAAUACAGGCAGGAACUGGGAGACACAGAACAGGGGAGUCUGGUGGAGAGACAAAGCCUUAGCUUUAGUUUCCCUUCUCUGUGUGCACCAAGUGUGACUCAAAGGAGAUAUGAGCUAAGCAAAAAGGUACUGUGUAGUAAAUCCUUCAGCUUGCUAGGGAACAGAAGAGCUGUCAGCAUCGACUACAUGCCUGUCCUCCGCUACAUUUGUAGCCAUCAGAGAAUGCAGCAACCAACAGAGAGGCCACGCAGGUGUCGAAACUACCUCAGCAGCAGCAGCCACCGCCUGGGCCUCUCAAAGUCAACCAUUCAACUCCUGAAAGAUUUCCCAUAAAGAAAAGUGGAAAAAGACAAUUCAGCCUCACACGUUUACUACCUCAC
Molecule: messenger RNA, 3451 nt
Organism: Cheilinus undulatus (humphead wrasse)
Lineage: Eukaryota; Metazoa; Chordata; Actinopteri; Labriformes; Labridae
Gene: atad5b
Product: ATPase family AAA domain containing 5b
Exons: 14
Coding region: 234-3404 (1056 amino acids)
Cellular component (GO): nucleus
Molecular function (GO): DNA clamp unloader activity; ATP hydrolysis activity; ATP binding
Source: RefSeq, a predicted model, not a curated record